Mesorhabditis spiculigera is the source of this 849-nucleotide messenger RNA. The record is from the annotation of a GenBank genome assembly. Lineage: Eukaryota; Metazoa; Nematoda; Chromadorea; Rhabditida; Rhabditidae.
AUGUACUCGAGGCUCUUUGUGGCCGAGGGCCGUCGCCCGGGCUCCACGCGCUAUCCAUGCGUUUUUCAGAUAUCUGAAUUGUCGCGCGACGAUACGGGCUACUACACGGAAGUAGUAUCGCUACGGAAAUCGACACAUGCCGUCGACCAAUCAGAGCUCCGCAUGCUCGAUUUGAGCUACCCAGUGCCCGUCGAGAAACUAAAAGCCCUCUGCACCAACCUGACCGCAUCCAGCAGCCUGUCAUGGGAGACACAGGAAGUGCUCGACCUUCACAAGCUGUACGUCUUCAAGAAGAAGCCACUCGACGCGCACUACCACCUCGGCGCCAGGCUAUACUCGGUGCAUCGGCUAGUUCUACGCCCCGAUCGCCCCUCCACCGCCUACAUUUUUGCGUUCCGCGUGAACAGCGCCCGCUGCAUGGCCAAAAACAUGUGCGUCAACGUGCAGAUUCUCGACGAGAAGGGCUACGCGACAAAGGAGAUCUGCAAACCCGUCUCCCAGCGGCCGUUCUUCGGCAAUUUCAGUAGCCGGGUCCAAUUUCAACCUGUCCCGCAUCGAAUCCGCGUCGACCUCAUCGACCCGUGCGUCCGGGUCGGCGUCUUUUUAAAGCCUUUCUUCGCCGAAUCCGCAAACGAGUGGCUGGCCACGAAACGAGAAACUUACGACAUCCUCGCCACGCUGCUCGUCUCCCUGGCCGCCAUCUUCGGCCUGACCAUCCUCGUGACGAUGGCCUUCCUGUUGAAGACGGACAGUGGCGACGAGGAUCGAUACACCCUGCUGAAGCAACAAGCCGCCCCGAAGCACGUCAACCUCUCGCACCUGUCCAACGGGCUCCUAUCCGAGGAAGUG